This is a messenger RNA of Peronospora belbahrii, 2955 nucleotides long. Lineage: Eukaryota; Oomycota; Peronosporomycetes; Peronosporales; Peronosporaceae. The record is from the annotation of a GenBank genome assembly.
AUGCAGGUAUUUGAGCGCUUUGCUGAGCUCGGGUGGCAUCAGUUCAUUGACCCUGCUGAGACCUUUGAGUUCUUCUCUGUCUCCGGCGUCUUUCGUCGAGCCAAUGUCGACGUAUCACUACAUACAGGACAUUAUGGUACAGAGGAUCUUAUGCAGCGCAGUGCUCUCUUUGACGUGUGUCUUAGGAGCGGUCUAGCACACUUGAUAGUGGCUUAUAUUCGCGCUGAGGAGUCCCAGUCACAACCCGAAGGUGCCUUUGCUGGCGUAAAAAACUAUGUAUUGAAGGAACCAAUUGCAGUGCAGCAAUGGGUCCGUCGUUGUCUUGAGAGCAGUGAGCGAAAUGUGAGCGAAAUGGUGAACGAACAAGAGUUUAGCGGCCGCGAGUCAACACGCACGACGUCCAAGACGGAGGCCGUGGAAGAAGAAUUACGAUGUCUCAAUGGACUGCGUAUGAUCUUGAUUACACUUUUGGAGAGAUUUAAAGAAGGAUCUCGUCAGGCUGCGUACAGCUUCAAUGGCACAGAUGUAGCGAGCAAUGUUGUGAAUGAGACGGAGCUUAGUCGCCUAACAACUGCAAGUAUUCAGAAUUUGUUGCAAUUGCUGUCUCAAACUCAGAGUGCAGCGUGUGCUUGCGACUGUAUCUUGUGGCUCAAUGAGAACGACGUGGCGACUGAAAGUAAGAUGUACAAGGCAUUUUACAGCCAGGCGAGAUCGCUGCGCCUUACGUACCGUGAACAGUUUGAGGAGGUUUACGGCAACAAACUUUCAUCGAUUAGUGGACUGAAGAAACCGAUGUUGUUGAUUGAGCACGUGAUGAAGAGUGCGGGCAUCUCACUCAAGGACCUUGGCGGAAGCUGCCCACCGACACAGUUAAGGCAUCUGCUGGAGCUUCUGAGAACAGCAAGCAUCCAGGAAAAUGUUGUUCAGUUCUACGGUGAUGAAGUUGAUUGUGAACCCAUUGAAGGAUAUUUUCGAGUGCAAGUGGCUUUGCUACUGUAUUUCUGUUUGGAUAGAGCCUACCUAAGUGUGUGGAAACAGCAUACUCAGAGUGGUGCUCGUAUUUCCAACAAAAUGCGCUCAUUAGCUGACUCACUUGCGGCACAAUUGAGCGUGCGCGAUGAUAUGAAGUUGACUUUGCUUGCUUUGUGGUUGAUGGAGAACGCAGUCGUGGUGAACACGUCAGGUGACGACCAGGUAGCUGCUAUUUACGAAAAUGCCAUUGGUCUUUUGCAGCAGUCGAGUGCAAUGCAUCUUCACCAAAAGUACGAUCUGGAGAUUGAUUUGAUUCUUUAUUUGCUUGAGACGUUGGUGCAUCGCGGCGAAAGUCUUGUUGCAUGGAAAGUAUGGAACACAUUUGGAGUAGAGCUAGAGCAGUCUCCUCCCGCUGCAACAGAGUUGAUUGUAGUCAUAUCGUUGGAGUUGGAUUUGUGGGAGCGCGCGCUGUCUUUGAUUCGCAGGCAGAAGCGUCCUGACUUACUAGAUUUGCUAUUCAAGUGGUUGAUGAAAAGUUAUCGUCUAAAGGAGCUAGUUCAGAGUGUGACCUUGCUGCCUGUGGAAGAGAAGUUAUUCCAUACAUGUAUGAUGGAGUGCAACAUUAUAAUGGAUGAAGAUGUUCUCCGCGAUGACAACAUCAAGCGUGUAGAUUUCCUCGUGAUGUACUAUGUUCUCAGGAAUAAGUACGAGCAAGCCUGGCAUGUUCACCACGAACACCUGGCAAUGAUUCGAGCUAUGUCCCGUGGUGAUACCGAGAUUGCGUUGGCUGCGUUGGGCCAGCCAAGCUUGCGCAUUCGUGCCGCGUUGCUCUCUAACAUGUGUCCCGAGCCUACUCCAAAGUCGUAUUCACAAAGAAGUAGGAACGCCAAUGCGCAAUGUGAAGGCCGACAGCGUCAACGUUCUGUUCAGCCUGCUCUGUUCGAAAAUGUGGAGAUGAAAGACGUAUCCGAUUCCAAAACAUCGGCGCGGACAACCUUCGAACCAACUAAACCAAUUUCUAGGAAGGUCUGUGCUGAGGAAAAACAAACCACACCUUUCGGAAGUGCUUUUGUUGAUGAAGAAACGGAGCCUUUAACACGUUUUCAAGAAAUGGUGGACACAGGUAAAUUUUGCUACUCUCCUGGUGUUUUUUCGUCUCGGCGGGGAUCCAGUGUUUCGACUCGGUCUGCUGAACCACCUACACCUGUUGCAGCCGAUAAGAAGACUCCAACGCUUUUGAAAGACAGAGGAAAGGUGGGUAUCAGUGCUGGGUCUGUCGAUUUGAGUCCGGACUCACCUUUGCACACGCUCACCAAACUGAAGUCCAUUGCCGCCAAUGUCACUGGGUUACGUGAUGUUGCUCGCCAAUCUCUGAACUUUGGGCCGUCGCCGGCAAAGCCUUCCAGCGCACCGUCUACACCGUUGCAGCAUCCUGUAUCCUCGUUUGGUGAUCGUCGCCCACUUGGCACACCGCCCAUGCGAACCAAGAUUAAUCCUAUUUUCGCAUCCACAUCUUUGCCGCCGUAUGUGUCGAAAGCCGGAGGCUCUACUAAUGACUUUUCGCUGAAGCCACGCAAUGUCGAAUGCGUGACUGACAUUAGCUCUCCAGUUGAAGUACAGAGCCCUGCAACGGUGGCCACUGAUGUACCUGAGAAUCGGACGGUGCAGCAGGCCUCGACGCCACCCCCUGAUUUAGACUCUGCUGCUGUCGUGGUGACCCCAAAGCGAUACCAAUUCGUACGCGAGCCAUUAACAAAUCCCCGACUUGAAGUAGCGCACUCAAAUUCAGAUUAUCCGAUGUCACCAGCGACAGAAGAACUCGAAGGCAUGAUGGAGCCGGAGCGCAUUGACGAGGAGUUUAGCACGCCAAUUUCUCGUUUAAGAGGACGGCGGAAGGAACCAGCAAGCGCUCCCGUGCGUCGCAACCCCCCGACGGUCCACUCGUCAAAAGUACUAGAUCCAAUAUUGCAGCUUCGUGUCUGA